Molecule: messenger RNA, 668 nt
Organism: Haemorhous mexicanus (house finch)
Lineage: Eukaryota; Metazoa; Chordata; Aves; Passeriformes; Fringillidae
Product: serine/threonine-protein kinase PAK 3-like
Exons: 5
Coding region: 1-546 (181 amino acids)
Biological process (GO): regulation of MAPK cascade; regulation of axonogenesis; regulation of actin cytoskeleton organization
Cellular component (GO): cytoplasm
Molecular function (GO): ATP binding; protein serine/threonine kinase activity
Source: RefSeq, a predicted model, not a curated record
AUGGCUGAAGGAGAGAUGGCAGCUGUCAGUCGGGAGUGUCUGCAGGGCCUGGAUUUCCUCCAUUCCAACCGGGUGAUGCACAGGGAUCUGAAGAGCUCCAACAUCCUCCUGGGAAUGGACGGCUCUUUUGGCCUCUGUGCUCAGCUCAGCCCUGAGCAGGACCGGCGCAGCUCCAUGGUGGGCACUGCUCACUGGAUGGCCCCAGAAGUUGUGACCAGAUCUCCUUAUGGCCCCAAGGUGGACAUCUGGGCCUUUGGCAUUGUGACCAUCGAGAUGGUGGAAGGAGAACCUCCUUACUUCAGGGAAACGGGGGCCAUGGCUCGCGCUCUGAUCCGGCAGAACGGGACCCCGCAGCUGCAGGAGCCCCGGCGCCUGUCGGCUCUGCUGCGGGACUUCCUCGAGUGCAGCCUGGAGCCGGACGAGGAGCGGCGCUGGGCUGCCCAGGAGCUGCUGCAGCACCCAUUUUUGUCAUCAGCCAAGCCUCUCUCCAGCCUGACCCCUCUGAUCACUGCAGCGAAGCAACUGAGGGAGCAGCGGAAGAGAUGAAGCAAUUGAGGACAGCCUUUAGUUACAAUAGUUAGGACAACUAGUUAGUUAUGGUAGUUAGCACUGGUAGUUAUUUAUGGUAGUUAGCAUUGCUAGUUGGUUAUGGUAGUUAGGACAGCCUG